Messenger RNA from Arctia plantaginis, 858 nucleotides. NCBI's taxonomy places the organism in Eukaryota, Metazoa, Arthropoda, Insecta, Lepidoptera, Erebidae. The record is from the annotation of a GenBank genome assembly.
AUGAGUAGUUGGUCAAACGACGAAACUAUGGCCUUUCUCGAGGCAUAUCAAGGUGAACCGUGCAUAUGGAAUCCGAAGGACGUAAGCCACAAAGACAAAAAAAAAGUAGCAGACGCUUGGUCUCAACUUAGUAACACUUUAAAAAAGCCAGUUAAAGAACUGAAGACGAAGAAAGAAAUAUUAAUGACAACCUUUCGUAAACAUUUUAAAAAGAAACAAGACUCCAUUCGUUCUGGUGCAGGUACUGAAGAUAUAUACCAGCCCUGUUGGUUCGCAUACCACUUCAUGGAAUCGUUUUUAAUGCCAGUAUAUGCCUGUAAUUAUCCUUUGAAUACUGAAACGGAUAUUGAAAGCGAACGGAACCGAUUAGUGUUAGAAUCUGCAGAUAGCGCUAAUGGUUCAGAACACCUGAACGACCCAGACUACCCAUUAAAAAGGAAAAGAAGAGAAGUUCAAGAAACAAAAAGCAGUGCUGAAAAAGAAAGAACUGAAUGUGAAAUGUAUGCCCGACUAUUGGUACACAAACUUAUGAAAUUAGAGGGAGACGACAGAUUGAUCCUCAUGAAUAAAAUUGAUAACUUAGUUUUUGAAACUACAAUGGAAGCUAACGCAAAUAAAAAGAUCAAACCUAAUAUAUCUAACCAGAUUCUAUGUAACAUCACAGAUUCAUCACGCUGCGAAACCUCAUUAUGUGAUAUCCGAUCAUCUCCUUACCAGCAAUCGUCUCCACAAGAAUUAAGUACUGAAAACUACGUAAUUCUUCCAACAUCGUCAUCAACCUAUUCAUCGUCUAUCGUAGGUAAUAACUCACAAUGUACCCCUUUGAUACAGAAAACAGAAAUAAAAAAAGAGACUUAG